Aspergillus puulaauensis is the source of this 441-nucleotide messenger RNA. RefSeq lists its product as uncharacterized. Bases 1 to 441 code for a protein of 146 amino acids. The transcript has a single exon. NCBI's taxonomy places the organism in Eukaryota, Fungi, Ascomycota, Eurotiomycetes, Eurotiales, Aspergillaceae. The record is from RefSeq and is a predicted model, not a curated record.
AUGACAGCUUUUUACCAGUGCGCUGUCGUCAGUGAAGCUUGGUCGCUGUCUACCCCGGCGAUGGCUGGGUGUCUGCAAAGGGAAAUUGAUUCCUGUGAUUCACAGAGGCAGAAGGCAAAGCCAUCAUCUCGCAAUCAUGGUUCAGGUGACGCUUUGGCGCUGGUCACGGCAGUGAUGCAUCCCUGCGGUAUAUGGAAGCCAGUCUGGGAUAUACCAUCGCUAUUUGACACCUUGGAAUUUCUUCGCCCUGUCGACGGGUUGAAAAUUGCUGCAGCGUUCAAUGAUGACAUGCAACGAUAUCCAACCGAACAAACUUUCUGCACACUACGUUGCCUGACCGGCUCAUGUCUCUAUUCGCUGGUCAGCCUGUCAGGAACAAACUUUGACGGGAUAUACUUUCAGAUAACAUGGAUGGCCCUGACUGACCAUAUCAUCCCAUAA